AUGUGCGUAACUUUUGCAGCCAUGAGCCGUGUACUGCUCCUCCUGAUCUUUCAGGGAGCGGCUGGAAAGCCUCGGAAGCUUUUUGAGAUCGGCUCCAACGACAAGGAGGUGGGCCUGGACCCUUUCUACGAGGGCAACAUGGAGCCCUGGGGUGCCGUGUGCGUCGGCUACGUGAAGCAGGACUCACCGAAUCAUCGGCUCUUGCAGAAGCUGGGGGCCAACACCGCAGAAGACGCGGAGCUCUGGGACCUGCAGAUUCCCAUGGCUGCCGUCAUCGACUGGGAAGAGGAGGAAUCCUUGCAGAUCGUCAGGCGGAACUACGCCGCCAGACUCUGGGAAAUGAUAGAGCAGCCCCCGAUGGAUGCCGAGCCGGUCAUCUUCGCAGGCAAAAGCGGGAAGAAGUGGAAGGAGAAGGAAGUUCGAGCCUGGCUGCUGGAAAAUGCCUUCCCCACCAUCAACUACAGGGUAGCAGGCUACCAGGGCAAGCAGAACCCCUUCCCCUUUGACAAGUACUUCGGCAAGUCAAACACUGGCGGCGUCGGCCUGGUCCUGGUGAAGAUCAAGGACAUCAACGACUUUGGUCCUCAAUUUCGUGCGGUUCGCUACCUCCGACCGCACAUGGAGAAGUUGAGAGGCAAGAUCCGCUUUGCGGUAGUCGAAAAGACGGCAAAGACGCUCGAGAUGAGGCAGGCUCUCAAAGUCGGGCUCAACGAGAGUCUCGAGAGCGAGCUCAUCCUUUUCAAGGACCUCGAGGGCUUAGGGGAUCGGCCCGUGGGCAACCACUGGCACGGAAACCCUCACAAGUACCGGCUCACCGACCUGAGCGAGGAGUCUGUGAACGCCUUCUUUGAGGCGUACUAUGCCGGGAAGCUGCCAACUUACUGGGCCUCCCUCGACGAAGCCAACAAGGCACCCGAGGAUGGCGAGCUAGCAAGCUUCACAUUUGACGAGCAGGUAUUCAAAGCUCCGAAGAAAACUGGGACCUUGGUCGCCUUCUUCAACGAUGCCAGCGUGGGCUGCGCCGACUGCGAGCGCGGCCGCGAGGGGGAGUGGCUCAUCAAGCUGGAGCGUGGCUGGAGCGCCUGGAUCGUGGGCGAGCCCUGGUUGGAACAGAAGUUCCAUGGACCCACUGAUCAGCCGUUCCGAUACAUGUUCGGCAAGACGGAGUUCCAGGUGGAGUUUCAAAGCGAGACCGAAGGCACUUCCACGAAUCUCUCCACUGGCAAGCCCCGGCCCUUGUGCUUUGUACCAAAAGGCCAGGCGCCACCUACCCAGGAGGCUGAGGAAGUCCCGGCUCCGCCCCAGGCUCCGAUCCUGGAGAUGUCGGAGAGGCCCAUGCAAGCCACGAAGGCCGACAGCAACUUGCCCACGUGCUGCUACCUCGCGACCAACAACACCGCAUCCUACGAAGGUGAGUACCACUGGCUCAUUGAGUUGGAGAAGGGCUGGAGUCCUUGGAUGCCAGGCAACGAGCCCUUCGAUGGCAGGACGGAUGAGCCCUUACGGUAUACUUUGGGCAGGUACGACUUCGAAGUGCACUUCGAGGAUGAGAGCCAUGGCACGCAGACCAACCUGACCAGUGGAAAGGUGCGUCGCAUUCAACGUCUGCGAAAAGGAGACCCCGUGCCCGCCUGGGAAGGCACAGGCAUCAGGCGACGACCGGCCAAUGGGACCGGAGCUGCCGACAUCGCCCUGGCACCCGUGGAAUCUGCAGCAAUGGCUGCUCAGUCCAACCGAGCAGUCAGACGCACUGGUGGAUAUCAGGCAGCGGCUGUUGGUGCACCGGUGAAAAGCACGCAGAAGUUUGCCCUCCGCACAUCCAAGCCUGCAGCAGGCCCUGCAGCUGCAAGGCCACAGGUGUCUGAGGCUGCCCACAAGGCAACUUCCGCUCCCAAUCCACCGCGAAGUCCCGCAGGAGCCGCGGCGACAGCUUUGGGCCCGAACGGCACUGUCCCUCGCUUCAUGCGGCCGCUGAAGUCCAAAGCCUGA
Molecule: messenger RNA, 1989 nt
Organism: Symbiodinium necroappetens
Lineage: Eukaryota; Dinophyceae; Suessiales; Symbiodiniaceae
Source: the annotation of a GenBank genome assembly